Messenger RNA from Trichosporon asahii var. asahii CBS 2479, 1779 nucleotides. RefSeq names its product transporter. The record is from RefSeq and is a predicted model, not a curated record. Gene Ontology annotation, cellular component: fungal-type vacuole membrane. Lineage: Eukaryota; Fungi; Basidiomycota; Tremellomycetes; Trichosporonales; Trichosporonaceae. Gene Ontology annotation, biological process: amino acid transmembrane transport. The coding region runs from base 1 to 1779 and encodes 592 amino acids. Gene Ontology annotation, molecular function: L-glutamate transmembrane transporter activity; L-histidine transmembrane transporter activity; L-arginine transmembrane transporter activity. The transcript has 2 exons.
AUGCCUGCGCAGUACGGCGCGACCGACUCCCAACCCCAACCCCCUCCCUCGUCCACACUCACCUUUUCCUCCCCCGCCCGCGACCGCGACGCCGAGCGAGGCCGAACCAUGCGCCAGUCGUACGAGGGGCGCGCCCCGCGUCCGUCGCUUGAGCGCCGCCGCUCCCGUCUCGAGACGCAUCAGCCGGGUGCUUCCGUCCUCAGCUCCGUGUCCAACCUGGCCAACACGAUUAUCGGCUCGGGCGCGCUCGCCUUCCCCGCCGCGUUCGCCAGCAUGGGCAUGGUCAGCGGCAUUGUGUCGUGUCUCUUCUCGGCGAGCACGGCGACCUUUGGUCUCUGGCUCCUGAGCCGGUGUGCGCUGCUCGUCGGCCAGCGGCCCGGAGACGAGGGACGCAUGGCGAGCUUCAACGAGGUCGCGCGCUUGGCUUUUGGAAAGGGAUGGGUCAUGCGCCUGUUUGAUCUAACGACAGUUCGCCAUCGCGAUCAAGUGCUUCGGCGUGUCGGUCUCGUACUUGAUCAUCUGCAAGACGCUACUGCCGCAGGUGUCCGAGACGUUUGCGCAUCUGCUGCACACGGAGCUGUCGCCGGAGAGCUGGCUGCGAUCGCCGCACUUCUGGCUCCUGUGCACCAUCCCCGUCAUCGUCCCCCUGUCCUUCAUGCGGACGCUCGACAGUCUCAAGACAACGUCGCAGAUUGCUCUGUCCUCCGUGUUCUAGUAAGCUUGAGUGUCGUUCUUGAGCUAACCGGCAGCAUGGUCAUCGUCGUGGUCGGAUGGUACUUUGUGAAGGGCCCGUCGCCGGAUCGCGGCGAGAUUGUCCCCUUCCGCUUUGACAGCAGCACGCUCGCCUCUUUUCCCGUCCAGGUGUUUGCGUUCACGUGUGCGCAGAACCUGUUCCCGAUCUACAACGAGCUCAAGGACCGCUCGCAGGCCAAGAUGAACACGAUCAUCACGAGCAGCAUCUUCGGCGCGGCGAGCGUGUACGAGAUCCUCGGCAUUGUCGGCUACCUGACUUUCGGCUCCAAGGUCAGCUCCAACGUCAUCGCAAUGUAUCCCGCCAACUCGCUCGUGGUCGCCAUCGGCCGCCUCGGCAUCGUCUUCCUCGUCGGCCUCAGCUACCCGCUGCAGGCGCUCCCGUGUCGCUCGUGCAUCUACCUCCUGCAAAGCGGCAUCAUCAAGGGCAAGAAGGUGCCGGCGACGAUCGCCUCGGCGCGCCUUGUCGCCGGCGGCGCGGCCGAGGUCGGACACGAGACGGAGGGUCUCAACUCCAGCGGCAACGGCACGGGUGGCGGGCACGGGGAGGGGUGGGAUCAGCUCCCCCGCCGCUCGACAGAAGGCGCACCCCUCCUCACCCAGCGGGGCGUGGACUCCCCCCGCGGCUCGACGGAUGAGGACUUGUUCUCAGACGACGACUCGGAGAUGGGCAACGAGGAGGAGCUCCUCGUGCCGAAAGUCGGCGACGCAGGGCACGGCGGCGCCGCCGCGGCCGAGAUGCCGCGCAAGAAGUUUGUCGGCUUCACCGUCCUGAUUGUCGGACUGGGAUAUCUCAUCGCCUCGUUAGUUGACGAGAUGGGCACGGUGCUCGCCUUCGUGGGCUCCACGGGGAGCACGAUCAUCUCCUUUAUUCUGCCGGGAUUCUUCUACUGGAGGCUGUACAGGGGCGAGCCGGGCGUGACCAAGUAUCUCGCGCUCGCGCUGGGGAUUUAUGGGUUUGCCGUCAUGGGAUUCUGCCUGUCGAUGAACAUCUGGGCGCUGGGGAGGGGUAAGGCGCCGAAGGCUUAA